AUGGCAAAGAUGUGGCAGAAUGUCGUGAGUACAGUGAUGUACUUGGAUGGCGGAGCGCCAUUUCCAGUGCUAUCUCUGUGGCUUUGCUUGGCCUGGCCCUUGCCAUCUCUGCUUUUCUGGUUGGCCGAGCACUGCGCGCGGCGGCGCCGGGUCACGAAUCCCAUUUCCCAAGGAAACGGGGAGGCUCGGGAGCUACAUGAGACGCUGCUGCGGGAGGAGGGGGCCUCAUUGCCCCGGCUGGCGGGAUUGGAGGGCGCAGAGGUGAAGGUGAUGUUGGCAUCGUUGGAGCACUCCUUGCCACAUUUGGGGUGCAAGGCCACUGCCGGGGGCCUUGGCAAAGUCAUGGACUUGAUCGCUAGGCAUCACCCCACAGAUAUUCUGAUGAUACACCCCGAAAUAGCCGAAGAGGAGAACUUGCAGUAUACGCACGACAUCGAGCUGCCUUCCGUGCGAGUUUGCGUGGAUGGGUGUUGGGAGGUGGUCCAAGUGUUUCAGUCCCGAACCAGGGCUGACUCGGUGCGGAAAGAGUUCUUGCUGCUUUGUCAUCCCUGGUUCCAAGAGCGAACCAGGCGAUCCAUCUAUCCCAAUCCCAUGUCCAGACGACGAGUCCUUCAGUUCUUCUCCCUUUGGAAUCAGUCGGUGGGCAAACUCUUGGAGCGUUAUAGGCCUGAUAUCUUCCAUUGCCCAGAUUUCCACGCCUGCAUCGCACCCUGGUAUGCCAUUCAGACUUUUCCCCAGCUCCGGGUUCUCCUGGUGCUGCACAAUGCGGAGUACCAGGGCUCCAUUUCCACCGACAUGCUGACACCCAGUCACUGUCAGAAGCUGGCACAUAUUUUCGACGUGUCACCCGACUUCGUCCAACAGCACCUCGUCUCGGAGGGUCGGUUUAACAUGCUGAAGGCCGGAGUUGACUUCCUUCUGGAGCACCAGCAGGGACAAGGAGCAUGCGCUGUUUCACAGUACUAUGCCCAGGAGUGCUUCGCCAGAUACAGCCUUUUCUGGCAGCUGCCCAGUAUCGAUGGCCUGGACAACCCCAUGCUAGAGGAGGAGCGGGCGCCUCUCUCCGAAGACAUGCGCACAAAGAAAUGCGCUGCGAAGGAGGAAACGCAGAGGCACUUUGGCUUGACCGCAAGCCCUGAGGCACGGCUGUUUGUGUCACUGGGGCGAUUGGUGAGGCAGAAAGGAGUAGAUUUGUUGGCGGACAUAGCAGGAUGGCUGCUUUCAACCUAUCCAGAGGCGCAGCUUAUUGUGAUCGGACCACCCGCAGAUGGCUUUGGAUUUUACGCUGCCAGAAAGCUGGAGAGUCUGGCUGCCAAGCCUGAGUUUAGUGGCCGCUUGAGUGUGGUUUGUCAGUUCCUUGAGAUCCCCGACUUCCUCAAGUGGGGCGUUGACUUCUGCUUGAUGCCCUCCCGGGACGAGCCCUUCGGAUACGUGGACAUUGAGUUUGCGUGGCGAGGUGCCGUUGCUGUGGGAGCGCAAGCGGGUGGCCUGGGCAAAGUUCCCGGCUUCUAUUACGUGGCGCAGAAUCGCGAGAACUUGAGACGCCUGCGGCGGGAGCUGCGCAGAGCUGUGGCGACAGCCAUGGAGGCAAGCCCGGAGCUGCUGCAGAGGAUGGCGCAGGAAGCGCUGCAGAGCUCUUUUCCACUGGAGGCCUGGCAGGCGCGGCUGUCCCACCUCUACCAGGACCUGCUGGGGGUGUUGAACCGCUGCCAGAGCUCAGAGCUGGCGGACAUCCGCCCGGCGACCUGGCGAGGACCUUUGUGGUUCCCGGAGGUUGGGGCGCGACAGUCCAGGGCCAAGUCCUACUCCUUCGUGGACGACAGCAUGGAGGGCCAGACCGGCAGCUUCAGCCAAGCUGGGCCGCCCUCCCAGGAAUUCCUCCGCCAGGAGUUGUCAGAGGAAGAACUGUCCGAGCUGGUUCAGAAGAAGCUUGACUUCUUUGAAGCAAAGGGAAUAGACGCAGAUAUCGAAACGAUUCUCCAGGCCAUUGGGUCAGAUCGGGAUAUCGAGUAUGAAGACGGCGCCGUGAGUAAGUGGCUCGUGAGUCAGUUGUACGGCACAGCCCGCAUCCAUUGGCUGGUGUCUGGUGCGUACAUUGCCUGCCCACUGUCCUCGCUGCUGGUCCUGGUGAUUGCCAUGGAGUGGGGCAUCCGGGGUUCAACAGAACUCCCCGAGUGGUUCAAGAGGUUUCCAUGGUUCAAGACAGUCUUUGGCUCAGGAGGGCUGGACCCUCCGAUCCUGAACAUGCUGCUCUUCUCCGUAAGCGCUCUCUCCAGCGCCAUGGGUGCUCCGCUCUGGGCGUGUUUAGCGCGCAGGCUGCAGCCCCGGAAGCUCCUGUCAGCGGCGUUGCUGCUUCAGGUGCCUAUCCUUUGUUUGAUGCUGCUGGUGCAUCGCCCGGACGUGUCCCUGGCCGUCUUUGUGGUGUUCUUGCAGGGCUUGGCCAGCUCAGGGUCCCUGAUCUUCAUCGCCUUCAACUUCAUGAUGUCCAUCAAGGCAGACGUCAGCCAUGCCGCAUACCGGAUGGGCAUGCUGGAGAUGGUGAGAUAUGCAGUGACCUGGCUCAUCACCGCCUACAUCUUCCUCGCCUCGCCCUCCGCCCGCGAAGGUACCAAGGAGGAGCCGCUCCCAGCCAUCGUGUACUGGCUCUUGGGCCCAGUGGCCGUGCUUUUGGUGGCUGCCACACUGGUGCCUGGAGUGCUCUUCCUUAUGGCACCCGGGCCCUACCGCGAGGACUGGCUGCCCAGCUGGGGACUGCAGCACCUUUGGAAGAAGAAGAGCUUUGUGAUCCUGGCCGCCUCCGACAUCAUCGGAUGCCUGUCCCUCUUCCCAAGCACCUGCUACAUUCAGUGGUGGCUGGCGAAUGGCUGGCGGGGGGAGGACCUGGCAGUGCUCAGCGCGCUUUUCGCCUUGGCCCUGGCGGGGGUGACCUACCUCUGGGGCAAGGCCCUAGGCAUCGCCAUUGUGCAUGGCGUGGCGCUGCUGAUCGGUGUGGCCUUGUUGCUGCCUCCGCCACCCAUGCUGCGGGCCAUUGUGCAGGAGGAGGUCUCCACCUUCACCUUCCUGGGCCGCUCCGACGUGGCCCUGGCCAUUUGCUGCUGGUCCCUGAUCCUCGAGGGUGUGCGCUCCUCCUGCUGCUGGGCCGUGAAGGUGCGGGUGCUGAACAGCCGCUGGCGCCUGCUGAGCUAUGGCAGCCUCGCCGUGGCCCUGCAAGGCGUGGCAAGCUUUGCGUCGCCCUUCCUUUGCGAGUGGCUGGCACGGCGUCAUAGCAGCACCUUCAUCUCCGUGAAUGAAAAGGAGCUGGCAGACGCUGCGGUGAGCACCAUGGUGCCCUUGGGCCUGGCGCAGUUUGCCGUGCAGGUGUGCGCAGCUCCCUGGAUUCGACAAGACCUGGAGGUGGCCUCCUCGAGCUCCUUGUACCGCGAGAAGCCGGCGUCGAGGGUCUGGGUGAAGCAGACCACGCUGCGGCGCCUGCCCCCGAGGCUGGCCAUCGCCUCUGGCUGCGUGCUGGGCCUUGUGGCCUUGGUGGUGCAGGUGGCGCUGCUGCGGAGGCCCAGCGCCUUCGCCCCCGCCCGGCGGUGCCUGCAGGGCUUCCAGCGCCGCCACUGCCGCCCCGUCUCCGAUGAGACGGAUUUGAGGAGCGCGGACAGCUUCGCCAUGUGGGGCAGCGGCCAUUUUGGGAUCAAUGAGUUUGGGCUCAGCAGCACCGGGAAGUUCAACUGCCUCACCCGCAUGCGAACUUUGGGCGGCAACACCUUCGUCUUCUGGGCCUCGAAGGGCAGAUGCCAAGUCUGGCGCUGCGACGCCAUAUUGGACGAGCCUACGAGUGGUGAAGGAGAGGUUUGGUCUCAGCUCUGCAACAUGACGGGACAGAACCACGUCAUCGCGCACCUCUUCGAGUGGCCCUGGACAGACAUUGCCACAGAAUGUGAGACCUACCUGGGGCCAGCUGGCUUCACGGCCGUGCAGGUGUCCCCGCCCACGGAGCACGUCAUCGGCGACAGCUGGUCCACGCGGUACCAGCCGGUGACCUUUAAGCUGGACUCCCGGUCCGGCAGCCCCCAGGAGUUCACGGAUAUGGUGGCCAGGUGCAAGAAAGCGGGUGUGGAAGUCAUGGUGGACGCGAUCUUGAAUCACAUGGCAUCUCCGGUGGCACAGAUACCAAAGGAAGAUAGGGACGGUGGCAAAAAGUGUGGCGGCACCAAGGCAAAUGCAACGACCUCUUUGACUCCAUGCGAGGGUUGGUCAGGAACGCCCUAUGGAAACAGAGAGUUUUUGCAUGGCACCCCUGGCAUGGAUUUCUUCGAGAAGCUGGACUUUCACCAUUACGAAGGCAACUCCGAGUCCAACUGUGGCUUGCCGCCAUGGACCAACAAUCGGUUUCUUUGCGACUUGUAUGCCCUCGUGGACCUAAACACAGAGAGUGUUGAAGUGCAGAUGAAACUGCAGAAGUACUUGCAGGUCCUUUUUGCCAGAGGUGUCACAAUGUUGCGCUUGGAUGCUGGCAUGCAUGUCUAUUCUGCGUCCUUCCUGGCGAUAUUGCAUCCGUUCCCUUUUGAUUACGUCGUGCUGGAGUUCUUUCCGGGUCCCCUGCAGUUUGAAAAGGGCACUCUGGACAGAAGCACCGAAGUUGGGUCACUGACCAACUUCGACUUCGGCUUCCAGGUUUCUCAGGCCAUGUUUGACUCUUGGAAUGGGAAGUGGGUUGACGGGACAGCAAGGUUUGGAGACCUUCUUCACAUUGGAUCUCCACUCCCAAGCUGUGAAUACGCGAUCUGCGAAUCUCCAUAUCCCUCAGAGCAUGCCUUGCUGUUUGUGGACAACCACGAUCAGCAGCGACAGCGUUGGAAGCCGGAUAAGGGUGGGCCGCCCGCCAGCCCCGUGUGUCGUUGGAAUGGCAAGGACCCCGGUGACUGCCGGCCAAUAUACAAGCACGGUCUCGAAUACCAUCUUGCGCAGCUCUUCAUGCUGGCUUGGCCAUAUGGAGAUGCGGUGCGCCUGAUGUCUUCGUAUGCCUUCGACGACUUCGAGCAGGGGCCACCAGGAGUCCAAAAUGGGUCCUGGCGCGACAAGCCGCUGUCGCCACUGGCGCCAGUCAGGAGAUGUCGUUCGACACCCUCCACCUCCCCGGUGACGGAGUUGUAUGAGCAGGAUAAGAGCCACCCGUGGGUUUGCGAGCACAGAUGGAAGGGCAUCCCCGGCUUGGUGCGCUUUCGCCGGCUGCUUGGGCCAGCCAAGGUGCACACCUGGUCGGACAAAAAGGGCCACGCGGCGUUCAGUGCCAACGGAACCGCCUUUGUAGCAUUGAACCGCGGUUUCAAUUGGGUGACGAGGAUGGGCAGCACCACCGCUUGGUUGCUGCGGGGGAUGAACACCAGCCUGCCAGAAGGCAGCUACUGCAACCUGGCCCUGGCUGAAAAGCCGUUGCCGGAACGCUGGGAUGGCGCCUGCUUCGGCAGCGCUCCUGCGGACGUUGCUCAGGGCCUUGGAUCUUGCUCACUGCAGUGGAGUUGAGGCUGUUCCGAACAGAAUCCCGAAAUGGAAAGCGUGUUUGUCAUGCCUGAGGUCAUCGAUGCCCAAGGGCAGGUGCUGCAGGGGGAGGUGCCAACAGCAGGUGUAGUAGCGCUCCACGUGCAGUACGCCAAGCGAUCGAUUAAAAUGAUAAG
This is a messenger RNA of Effrenium voratum, 5663 nucleotides long. The record is from the annotation of a GenBank genome assembly. Lineage: Eukaryota; Dinophyceae; Suessiales; Symbiodiniaceae.